Messenger RNA from Fusarium oxysporum Fo47, 838 nucleotides. Its product is annotated as bZIP transcription factor. The transcript has a single exon. The record is from RefSeq and is a predicted model, not a curated record. Lineage: Eukaryota; Fungi; Ascomycota; Sordariomycetes; Hypocreales; Nectriaceae. Bases 17 to 613 code for a protein of 198 amino acids.
CCUGACGACGGUCACCAUGUACGAUGAACCCAAGCGCAAUAGGGCCGAAGCCCGCCGGCUCAAGAAGCGGGAAGUCGAUCGCAAGGCCCAGAGAUCAGCUCGUGAGAGGACAAAGAGUCGCAUUGCGCAGCUCGAGAGCAUGGUUGAAAAUCUACGACAAAACGACACCCCAGCGCAAAUAACCUCAUUGAUGGAUCAGCUGGGCAACGUUACAAAAGAAAGGGAUAAAUUAUUAGGGGUGCUCGAUUCGCUAGGCUCAACUAUUCGCUGCCAUCUCAUUGACUUGACCACGAGCGAACCUGCUCCAGACACAAGAUCCGAAUCGUCGACGCACGCAUCAACAAGAGGAUUUGCGCCCCGGGUAUUGGGGGAAGGAAUACUUCCAAUCGCCACCACUACUACAAGAGUGUCAUCAGAAACGACUGGCUCUCCAAUGCCACAAAUCCCAAUAGACCCUCCUCCAAAUGAUCCCUUUACCUGCGACGGCUGGACCUACGACGGCUGGACCUACAACGACUGGACCUACACCGUGAGCAACAAGCCAUAUCCUACGACCAUGGCCUUUGACAACUCAAUUCUCCCACCCAGCGUGGACCAUCUCGUGCAGAGAUAGUAGCAGGUCAACUUGAAGACCAAUUCCUCCCAGAGUUCAGUUUCUUAUCUUCGGCGGCUGAAGCAAUGCCUGCCAUUGGCUCUGUCAGGGCGUCAGGGGUUGUUGGUUAGUGUUAUCGACUAAAUGAUGUCAGGUUGGUGUAGUUUAGGUCAUGGCUGUUCUAGGCGACUUGUAACGAUCGCAAAUCUGAUUAUGGCCAGUACUGCGUCCCCUUUCGGCUUUUUC